Molecule: messenger RNA, 600 nt
Organism: Bactrocera oleae (olive fruit fly)
Lineage: Eukaryota; Metazoa; Arthropoda; Insecta; Diptera; Tephritidae
Gene: Lcp9
Product: Larval cuticle protein 9
Source: RefSeq, a predicted model, not a curated record
GUUUUAUUUAUCUUAUCUCCAUGACACUUAUUCGGCGGAACUGGGGCCUCUACCCAUAUAUGGAAAUCGCAUAAAUAUUGCAGCUGGUAUUUAUCGAAAGUGUAGUCGAGUAUUGUGUGCAGUCAGAUAAACUCAAAUUUAACUAGAUAAAAUGAAAUUUGUUAUUGUUCUCGCUUGCCUGUUCGCCAUCGUGUUGGCCAACGAAGAAGCUAAUGUUUUGAAAAACGAACAGGAAGUCAAUCCAGAGAGCUUCUACUAUACGCUUGAGCUCGACAACCAUAUUAGAGCCGAGCAAAAGGGUUCGCUGGAGGGCAAGGAAGCAUGGAUUGUCACUGGUGAAUAUGAGCAUCUGACACCUGAAGGCAAAACUGUCAAAGUAACUUACAAGGCCGACGAGACCGGCUACCAUCCACAUGUUGCCACCGUGCAGUAAGGAAUACUGAAAACUGUGAACAUGAGUUUUAAUUAACAAAAGAAGAAAUAAAUAACGCAUUUUGAAAAAAAAAUAUAAUUGUUACUAAACUCCGGUAUUCCAUCCGCUUAAUGAGAUGGUUUCACCUUCUUCAUAAACAUAUAAACACAUUUUAAUACAGACAUAUA